CGCUGGUGAACAAAAGCCUCUCUUGAAUUUCAAUCACUUUGGCUUCCAUCAUCACAAUGUCUCCUCCCACCGACCCUGAAGCUACUGCUCCCCACCGUCGAUUCUCUGUUCGAACUCUCUUCAGCUCCACCCGCCAUAUCUUCUAUGUGGUUCUCUUCACACUCUGGAUUUGUAUCGACAUUGCCUUGCUUGGUCUUGUAUCUGAGCAGAUUCACAAGUACGGUCGAUACCGAGAAAACUAUCCUACUGCCCAAUACCAGAACGCCCUGGGCUUGCUUCUUUUCUCCACCAUUAUUGGUCUUCUCUUCGGUAUCUUCCACUGGGCUUUGGGACUCACUAUGUACCUUCCCAUCUUCCUUGCCUUCGGCGUUUGGUUUGGAACUGGUGCUGGUAUCCUGGAGCCCACUCCAUUCGGCCAUGGUUUCCAGUGCCGACACACUUGGGAUUUGAGCAGAUUCCCCGCUAAUUGGCAACCUUACGUUGGUGAAUGUAGUCGAGUCACUGCCAUUGAAGGUCUCGCUUGGGCUAUGUUUGCUCUCUCGGUCUUCGGCUUGUUCUGGGUCAUCGCGGACAAGUACAACUUCACUAGCAAGCGAUCAUCUGUGUACGAGCUGGCUGAGCAGGGUGAACCCAUCGCAGAGAAGCAUUAGAGGGUCAUGGUCGUUAUAUAGAGUUUUUAUUUAUCCCACAUUAUAAUAUUUAUGGUUAUUUUGGUGAAGUCUCAUGCAUGCGUUCACCGAAGACCU
Cryptococcus deneoformans JEC21 is the source of this 746-nucleotide messenger RNA. Its product is annotated as expressed protein. The transcript is spliced from 3 exons. Bases 57 to 650 code for a protein of 197 amino acids. Lineage: Eukaryota; Fungi; Basidiomycota; Tremellomycetes; Tremellales; Cryptococcaceae. The record is from RefSeq and is a predicted model, not a curated record.